This is a messenger RNA of Coffea eugenioides, 477 nucleotides long. RefSeq lists its product as uncharacterized. The transcript has 2 exons. Lineage: Eukaryota; Viridiplantae; Streptophyta; Magnoliopsida; Gentianales; Rubiaceae. Bases 1 to 477 code for a protein of 158 amino acids. Gene Ontology annotation, molecular function: nucleic acid binding; RNA-DNA hybrid ribonuclease activity. The record is from RefSeq and is a predicted model, not a curated record.
AUGGAGGAUGAUAAUAAGGCUUUGGAGGCUAUUCCUACUGUGGAUGAAGUGCAGCAAGUGGUGUUUGAGAUGGAUGGUGAAAGUUCGCCUAGACCUGGUGGAUUUACGAAUGGUUGUUUCAAAGGAAAUUUAGGACUUGCUGGUGGACGAGGGGUAUUAUGGGAUUCAGAUGGGAGUUUUUUGUUAGCAUUUUCAGCUUUUUUCGGGGAGAUGACAAGUUUGGAAGCAGAAGGUUUGACAGUUUUACAAGGAGUGAAGCUUUGUUUCCAGCGUGGUUUCUCUCAGGAUUUAGUCCAAUCGGAUUCAAAGGUGUUAAUAGCAAUUUUGCAGCAUCGAUCGAAGUGCCCAUGGAGUAUUCGUAGAGAGAUUUCACAAAUUUGGCACCUCCUUUCUGAUGCAUCUUGUUUUUCACAUUGUUUACGGGAAGCAAACAAGGUGGUGGACAUCUUAUCAAAUGUGGGGUGUUCAUAUGAUUAG